CCAACGGCCGCGCUCUCCACGGGCGCGCGGCCCGCGCCUGCUUCCGGGGCGGGCGGACUGAGCGCCUGGUGCCGCCGGCCGCCGCGACAGCGCCCCCGGGAAGCGGAGGAAGAAGAGGUGGAGGCGGCCGCAGGCUGAGUCGCGGCCGGGAUGUCCGGGCAGCCGCCGCCGCCGCCACAACAGCAGCCACAGUUGCCGCCGCCGCCCCCCGCGGCCGUGGCCCCAGGUCCCGGCGUCCUGCCCGUGUCCCCGGCCGUCGUCGGCUCCUCUCCGGCCGGCUCGCCCGGCAGCGGCGGCGGCGGCGGCUUGGGGACCGCGGCGUCCGCGCUGCUCCUCCAUCCCCCGCCGCCGCCACCGCCGCCGCCGCCUCCGACCACUGCCGCGCCGCCGCCGCCCCCCGGCCCUGCCGCCACGGCCGGAGCGCUCCCCGUGCCCCCUGGGCCGGUCGCCCCUGCCGCCCCGGCCCUGGCGGCGGGCAGUAGCGCCGCGGCCCCUUUCCCGCACGGGGACUCGGCCCUCAACGAGCAGGAGAAGGAGCUGCAGCGGCGGCUGAGGCGCCUCUACCCUGCCGUGGACGAGCAGGAGACGCCGCUGCCUCGGUCUUGGAGCCCGAAGGACAAGUUCAGCUACAUUGGUCUAUCUCAGAACAACCUGCGGGUGCACUACAAAGGUCAUGGUAAAACCCCUAAAGAUGCAGCAUCAGUUCGAGCCACGCACCCAAUACCAGCAGCAUGUGGGAUUUACUAUUUUGAAGUAAAAAUUGUCAGUAAGGGAAGAGAUGGUUACAUGGGAAUUGGUCUUUCUGCUCAAGGUGUGAACAUGAAUAGACUACCAGGUUGGGAUAAACAUUCAUAUGGUUACCAUGGGGAUGAUGGACAUUCAUUUUGUUCUUCUGGAACUGGACAACCUUAUGGACCAACUUUUACAACUGGUGAUGUCAUUGGCUGUUGUGUUAACCUUAUCAACAAUACCUGCUUUUACACCAAGAAUGGACAUAGUUUAGGUAUUGCUUUCACCGAUCUACCGCCAAAUUUAUAUCCUACCGUGGGGCUUCAGACACCAGGAGAAGUGGUUGACGCCAAUUUUGGGCAGCAUCCUUUUGUGUUUGACAUAGAAGACUACAUGCGAGAAUGGAGAACCAAAAUCCAGGCCCAGAUAGACCGGUUUCCUAUUGGAGAUCGGGAGGGAGAAUGGCAGACCAUGAUUCAAAAAAUGGUUUCAUCUUACCUGGUCCACCAUGGGUACUGCGCCACAGCAGAGGCCUUUGCCAGAUCCACAGACCAGACGGUUCUAGAAGAAUUAGCUUCCAUUAAGAAUAGACAAAGAAUUCAAAAAUUGGUUUUAGCAGGAAGAAUGGGGGAAGCCAUUGAAACAACACAACAGUUAUAUCCAAGUUUACUUGAAAGAAAUCCCAAUCUCCUUUUCACAUUGAAAGUGCGUCAGUUUAUAGAAAUGGUGAAUGGUACAGAUAGUGAAGUACGGUGUUUGGGAGGCCGAAGUCCAAAAUCUCAAGACAGUUACCCUGUUAGUCCUCGACCUUUUGGUAGCCCAAGCAUGAGCCCCAGCCACGGACUGAACAUCCACAAUUUAGCACCAGGCAAAGGAAGUGCCGCACAUUUUUCUGGUUUUGAAAGUUGUAGUAAUGGUAUAAUAUCAAAUAAAGCACAUCAAUCAUAUUGCCAUAGUAAACACCAGUCAUCUAACUUGAAUGUACCAGAACUGAACAGUAUAAAUAUGUCAAGGUCACAGCAAGUUAAUAACUUCACCAGUAAUGAUGUAGACAUGGAAACAGAUCACUACUCCAAUGGAGUUGGAGAAACUUCAUCCAAUGGUUUCCUAAAUGGUAGCUCUAAACAUGACCACGAAAUGGAAGAUUGUGACACCGAAAUGGAAGUUGACUCCAGUCAGUUAAGACGCCAGCUGUGUGGAGGAAGCCAGGCCGCCAUAGAAAGGAUGAUCCACUUCGGUAGAGAGUUGCAAGCCAUGAGUGAACAGCUGAGGAGAGAGUGUGGCAAGAAUACGGCAAAUAAAAAAAUGUUGAAGGAUGCCUUCAGUCUGCUCGCAUACUCAGACCCUUGGAAUAGCCCCGUAGGAAAUCAGCUUGACCCGAUUCAGAGGGAACCUGUGUGCUCAGCCCUCAACAGUGCAAUACUAGAAACCCACAAUCUGCCAAAGCAACCUCCACUUGCCCUAGCAAUGGGACAGGCCACGCAGUGUCUAGGACUGAUGGCUCGAUCUGGAAUUGGAUCCUGUGCGUUUGCCACAGUGGAAGACUACCUACACUAGCUGUGCACCUCGGGCUCACACUGUGCUGUGGCACCCUGUCAACACGGAGUAGACCGGCUCUGCAGAUGGGAGAUUUAGAGUUUUUUAAAUUAUGUACUGGGGACAGGUUUUUGUCGCUUUACAUUGCUUCCUAGUUUACAGCAUGAUGCAAAUGAUUUUCUAACUUAGUGUUAGGAGAAAUUAUUUUCCAUCUUUAACCUCUUAGUUGUCUAAGAGUUAAAUAUUACUGAAUUUCAGACAUUCAAAUUGAUCAUCCGGAAUCCUUUAAAACAAUUACCUAAAAGAAACCAAAAACUCCUGCCUUCUUUGUGGGGGGGAGAGGGGGAAGGAAAUGGAAUAAGUAGUGUUGUGUUAGCAUGUGGGUGAUGUAAACUUCAAAUGGGAGAUGUUCCGACCCCCACUCCCAUAUAAGCAUUCAAUCAGUGUAACUUGCAAAAUGCAUAAACAUCCGACAGUUUGAAUUUAUAGUGUUGAUGGAAAAAAAUCAUUUUUAAUGUGUACUGUAAAACUUGAAAUACUCAGGAGCUGAGUGAAUAUGUUUGUUGCUACUUACAAUCCCGACCUGUUAGUCCCAGUAGUUUUGUUUUAACAUGGUCUUUUUCAACUUUGUUUCCUGUUUAACUACAGAUGACUUCUGUUGUAGACUCACAAAGUUUAACUGUUGUAUUAUAACAGUAUUACAUGUCAACAGUGUGGUUAUGACCUUUAUUUAUAUAAAAACCAAAUAUUUAGUAAUUUACCGUGUCUUAAUUUAAUCUUUGUACACCUUCCAUUUUUAAGUGCUUAAAUGAGUACUAUAUUGCAAUAAAAAUGUAGUGAUAUAAUUAACCAGCCAUUAAAAAUUUACUUCUACAGA
Cavia porcellus (domestic guinea pig) is the source of this 3142-nucleotide messenger RNA. It is a transcript of the gene Ranbp9, whose product is annotated as RAN binding protein 9. Gene Ontology annotation, molecular function: protein binding. The coding region runs from base 151 to 2286 and encodes 711 amino acids. The transcript has 14 exons. The record is from RefSeq and is a predicted model, not a curated record. NCBI's taxonomy places the organism in Eukaryota, Metazoa, Chordata, Mammalia, Rodentia, Caviidae.